Molecule: messenger RNA, 655 nt
Organism: Microtus oregoni (creeping vole)
Lineage: Eukaryota; Metazoa; Chordata; Mammalia; Rodentia; Cricetidae
Gene: Cfap68
Product: chromosome unknown C11orf1 homolog
Exons: 4
Coding region: 1-564 (187 amino acids)
Cellular component (GO): nucleus
Source: RefSeq, a predicted model, not a curated record
AUGGAACAGCUGUGUAAGGAUUACUGUUUCUCUCUGAGAUACUCAAACAAGUCAUUGUAUUCACCAUCAAGUUACACAACAAUAAUACAGAGACAGAACCUUGUCUGCUUCCUCAGAAACCCACACUAUGGCAGCCUUAUUUACGCUGAUGGUCAUGGCGAAGUGUGGACAGAUUGGAACAGCAUGUCCAAGUUUUUUCAGUACGGGUGGAGAUGCAGCACUAAUGAGAACUCAUAUUCAAAUCGUACUCUGAUAGGCAACUGGAACCAGGAAAGAUACGACCUAAAGAAUAUUGUAAAACCCAAACCCUUGCCCUCCCAGUUUGGACACUACCUUGAAUCAACGUAUGAUGCAAGUUACAACAGCAAAAAGCCACAGUCAGCCCAUAGAUUUAAGCAAGAGCCUCAUUGGUUCCCCGGACACCAGCCGGAGCUGGAUCCUCCUCACAACAAAUGCACUGAGAAGUCAACUUUUAUGAAUAGCUAUUCAAAGCCUCUGCCCACUCAUUACUCUUGGUGUGUAUGUGAUCCAAACAUGGAGCAAUCUGAGGAUCCGAGAAUCUAAGAGAGAAAAGCAGCAUCAUUUUUGCCUAAAGUAGACUGUAGAAAGGAACACGUUUUAAGCAGAUUCAAGCUUCGCUCUUAAGACUGUCUAA